Giardia duodenalis is the source of this 3228-nucleotide messenger RNA. RefSeq lists its product as uncharacterized. Gene Ontology annotation, molecular function: protein binding. The record is from RefSeq and is a predicted model, not a curated record. NCBI's taxonomy places the organism in Eukaryota, Fornicata, Diplomonadida, Hexamitidae. The transcript has a single exon. Bases 1 to 3228 code for a protein of 1075 amino acids.
AUGGCCACAAAGGAGGCAACGGAUUUCUAUGGCUCUACUCCGUUGGGCGGAAUUUUCCGAGCAAGAAGCCAAAACAUUGGUAUGCUGAAUGCGUCCCGUGGUGUGGGCCUGUCUAAGUCUUCGCUGGCAUAUUCGCAGCACAGAUCUCAAAAGGGUCGUGAUGAGAUUAUUACUACAGAGGCAUUCCCAGAGAUAUCAGACGAUGAUGAUAUCUCAAUGAACUCUGUAUCCCUGGAUGACCAAGACUGCGAGGGUUGUCCAAAGGCACAAAUCGACGAUGGGCGGCAUGGAACCCCCUCUGUGGCUCCCAGUUCAAGCAAUCUCUUUGUCCGGAUGGUUCAGGCAAUAAACGAUAAUAGUGGAUUGCAAGCAAUCUUGGCCGUUGCCACGCUUAAGUCGACUGAUUUUACGGUUCUCAAGACUCGCCAGCUCUUCCUGACCGCUGGAGGCAUUUCUUCACUGCUCCGCGUUGUCUCGACAGUAUCUCUGUAUCCUAUUAAGCCAGCGGAGGACGGGGCGACCCAAGACACUCUUAUCAGGAGCGAUCCAAAGUUGGCUUAUGAAAGUCUCUUCAUUCUAGCUUCCUUAGCCGACCUCACACAUGACUCACGGAAGAUGAUCAUUGAUAAUGACGGUUUGAAGAUUGGCUUGUCUGUCGUUCGAGCACAGUUUUCGUCCCAGAUACCCUUUGUUGCUGGAAUAAAGGCGAGAGCCCUUCGAAUGAUAGCUGGCUGUCUUCUAAACGCCGAGUGUCGACGCACUGCACGGAAAAUAGGGGCCGUCCCUAUAAUUAUUGGAUUGCUGCGUCAAGCGAUGAAAGACUACCAAGCAAAACCAUCUCCUGAGGCAGGCUCUAUCCUAUAUGCAACAGCAUCCGUGCUAGAUUCACUAAUGGGGUCUGCAAAGUGUAGAGAGGCCUUCAGACUGGAAAAUGGCAUCAGCGUCUUGGUUCAGAUCAUUUCGGAGAUGCCCCUUACGUUUCCCAUCACUGACGAUAUGUCACAAUUGACUGGAGACGCUGUUAAGGAAGGCAACCCUCCAGAUUUUCUCUUUGAAACAGUAACCACUACUCUCAGGACCCUUUCUCAAUCUAAAGCAGGCCGUCAAGACAUACAUCACUUUGGCGGUAUCCCUAAGGUGUGCUCCCUUCUGCAAAAAACACAAAGUGCACGUGUGAGGCAGCGCUCUGUUGCCAUUUUAGCGAAUUGCGCCCAAGAUCCCGGUGUAGACUCGGCUGUACGAAAAGCUGGUGGUCUUGCCGUGCUCAGUUCACUUUUAUUAUCCCAAGAUGUUGAUACCCUUUUAUCUGCGUGCAAAACGAUUGUGCUGGUCUGUCGUAGUGGACCAUAUUUUGGCAGCUAUGAUGAUUCAAUGGUCUAUGGUGUUCAUAACGGGUAUCUUAGUUUUAAUGCACGCAACGAUGAAAACAUCCUAGCUUUAGUGCGCUACAAGUCCAUUACUAACCUAGCAGCACACAUAGAAGUGAGCCUAGAUGUUCUAGGCGUCAGCGAAAAUCCAUCGGCAAAUCUGAUUGUGACAGCUAGUGCUGAUGAAAAGGACCAAAUACAAGUUUCCCUUGCAAAGCAAAAGAGACUCUUGGUUCUCAGCGCAACCCGUGCUCUCGUCCCUCUUCUAUCAUCCAAGGAGGGUCGCGCUGCAUUUAGGGCCAGCAAACAGCUUUUCAAUGCGUUACUUAUGCACAUCAAUGUCGCUGAUCCAGAAGUUAUAACUGCAACAUGCUUUGCGCUAGGAACUGGCGCCGAGGGAGACCCAGAAACGUGCAAACAGAUAACGGCUCAAGAUGGCUUGAAAAAGCUCUGGUCCCUUAUCAAGCAUCCAAAUCUUCUUGUAGUGACAGCUGUAGCUCGUGCGUUAGUGCCUUUGCUCUAUGAUAAAAGUCGUGCUCAGGUGGUUGGUCGGCAAAUCAAUGGGUCUCUAGAGCAGCUAAGCUUACUUCUUAAGUGCCCAACAGUCCUCGAGAAUUCAACAGACUCAAUUACAGACAAUACAUAUCGUAAGUACCUGACAUUAGAAUGUAAGGGUUGGUUGACAGGAAUAGUUGCAGAACUUUGCCGAGACGAGGAGAAUGCGAAGAUAUUGACAGAGUAUGGUGUGUUACCUGUUAUCUGUGACUUAACACGGCAGUACUCUGUGUCUGACGCGAAGGUAGACCAUCCUUAUGCUUUUCACGCUUUCCAGCUGGUGCGUGAAAAGUGUGCUCUGGCACUAGCAUCUCUCUCCAAGAUAGAACCUAACAAGAACGAAAUUGCAACUCUCGGGACAAUACCUUCCAUUGUACGCUUCAUAACAGCAACAGACGGCACUUCUAUUUUCGACCCCAUCUCUCAAGCUGAAACCACUGUCGUCGGCGGGCCAGUUAUUGAAUGCCCCAACCAGUAUGGGUCUUAUGUCAACUUCAAGGAAGCAUCUAGUGUCCUUGACGUAAAUGCACCUGUUGAUAAAGAUCCGCAGGCCACAGAUAAUCCCUACAUUAUCACCAACAGGGCAGCUGCUGUUUGUAUUGCAGAGCUUUCUAAGAACAAGAAGUGUGCUAUUCUCUUCAGACAGAACGGCGGUAUUUAUGGAUUGCUGACCUUGAUUGGAAGCACGGACUCACAGACACAGGAGGCUGCCGCUGUGGCCCUUAAGAACAUUCGGCAGAAGCAUAUCGCAUGCUUAGAGACCUAUACAAAGCGAAUAGAAAGGCAGCUAGCAACAGUCAAUAGCGACAAAGCUAUGGAGAGUGUUGUCUCUAUUCCGCUUCUAAAGGCAGCUGUGGAUGCCGUCUACACUGAUCUGGAGCUAAAUACAGAUGCGUCUGGGGGAAGCCCGCGAGCAAGGAGACAGGUUUCCAAACUAUUUCGACAGAGCACAACGCAGAUCCAAGAACCCAAUGAUCCCAGCUUUCUCAGUGCAGUCAUUCCAAAGUCCGCUGGCUCGUUGAACUGUGGGCAAUCGCUCCAAAUAUCAGUUCUGAAUGCCCCCAAGAUGGAUCCAAAUCCGAGAACGGUGACCCGCACCCCUGGGAAGCUCUCUAUAUCCGAUUUGAUGUACGGAGAGAGGCGUCAAGCGUCUCCUACCAUCGUACCAGGCACCUGCCCCGACUUUGAGCACGUCUCACCGGAUGUAAGUGGCCCCCUGACCGAGCCCAUGAUCGAGCCUGUGUUGAUACCAGUCGAGACGGCGCCUGCCGAGGACGACCCACUUACGGCAAAAAAGCAUAUGUAA